Molecule: messenger RNA, 4404 nt
Organism: Closterium sp. NIES-67
Lineage: Eukaryota; Viridiplantae; Streptophyta; Zygnematophyceae; Desmidiales; Closteriaceae
Source: the annotation of a GenBank genome assembly
CUUCAGGGAUGGUGUUGGAGUACCAGAAGCCGUCGCGGCCGAACCUGGGGUCGAGGUCCGGUGGGUGCGCCCAGGACGUGAAGGAGACGACGCCGUCGCUGUCGGCGGUCCCGCGGGUUGGAACGAAGUCCAAGACGAAGACUCCGUACUUCUGGAUGGCUCUGCUGAUGAAGAGGCCGCCCUUUCCGUGAUACAGUCGGAACUCUCGAUCGAAGCGGUCGCACUCUAGGUGAAUACUCUUCAACAUUAGUUGGCUGACGCUUAGGAUAUUGUAGCCAAGGUUGUCGACGACGAGCACUUGUGAGAUCUGUAGUAUCACAUUUGUCUCGCUUGAUUGACCCGCUAACUGUUCCAACCAUGGUCUCGUGGUCUUCGCCCCUGUGAGCAGUGCCCCGCUUCCCGUCAGUCCAGCAGCCGAAUCUGAUUGCCAUACAGGCAACAAUGAGAGCAUUUUCACAAGGCUUGUCGCACAACGCUUGUCUGAACAGACAGGACUUCGUCACAGGACUUUGGUCGCAGGCACUAGUCGCAAGUCAUUAGAACUUCGUCAGAGGACUUAGUCGCAAGACUUGGUGUUCGGAUCGUCGAAUCAAGUCAAGAGCUCGUAAAGCUCUUUCCACACCUCGUCAGUCAAGAUUCUCGAGUAACCAAUUCGGCUUCUUGUUGUAGAGUUACUUUGACACCACUUCGUUACUUAGCAAGUCGAUCUGUCACAAUGCGGACUCCUAAGAACGUUGCGCCUUAGUAAUCCCAUCGCCCGUCAGCACGAUUUCGUCACCCGCCAACACUUUCUGAUGGUCUCUAGGCGCCUCAGACUCAGACUUCGCCACCCUUAGCCGUUCGCGAUGGCGCCGUCGCUUCGUGCGAUUCGUGCGACGUUCGUGUGCCUGUCGCUGAACCUGACACUGUGCAAUGUCUUCAACGGACGCUACUAUACCGCACCGACGCUCCCUCCCCCCGCGAGUAGCAACAUUGCGAAUGCGAACAGCAGGGAGGGGGAAUCCGCAGAGUCAGCGGGGUUCGUGCUGCCGAGCUCGACGCGCAUCUGCGAUGCGGAUGAGAUGAUUAUUGGCGCGGAAGGAUUACUACCCUCUUUGAAGGAACACUCAUGGAACCCCUGCUUGUGUAGUUGGGAGGUGGAUCUGAUCGCAUCAGUGCCAGCUCAGCAAAUGACAGCACCCCACCGUCGUCAACGCUUGCAAGACCGCAAAUGCCUUCCUCCGCUCGUCAGAAAAGGAACCCGUUUGUUCAAGCUCCUUUCUCCGCCUCCCCCCUCUGCUCUCCCUCCGCCCGCCUGCGACCCCGCUUCCCCUGGGCGAGGGGGGAAGCUUUUGCUGGGGGGAGCGGAUCUCUGCGCCCUGAUGCGCCUGGAUGGGGUGGGGGGAGAAGCGAGAGCCGUUGGGGGAGGCGCUGGGGGAGGAAACAGCGAGGAAAAGGGAGCAGCUGAGAGACGAGAAGGCACUGGGAAUGCAUUGAGCGGAAGGAGAGGAGGACGGGGUGGGAAGAGCACGGAAGACGGGGAUGCGGCAAAGGUCAAGAGGACUCUAGUUCAGGAGAAAAGCCGCGAGGAGGCAAAGGAGGAGAGGCUGAGGCAGACGAUGCAGCAGGAAGGGAGGAAAGCAGAAGCAUCUAAACAGUCCGCUGGAGGACUGAGGAGCACCAUGGAGCAGCGAGAGAGGAAACCAGAGGAAGACAGGAAGCAGAGUGAGAAGGGUAAAGAGGAGACGAAAGAGGAGAGGCUGAGACGAAUAAUGAGGCAGCAAGAAAGGAAGGCAGAGGCGGACAGUCAGCAUAGCCAGAAGAGAGCGAGGCAAGGGCCUGGCGGUGGGGCUCACGGCAUGGGAGUGGAUCCCGUCCACCAGCUGGCACUCGGCAGAGCGUUUUCUGCACUGCGGCAGGGAAGCUACUCGGAAGCUGCUAAAGAAUUUAAUAAGCUGGAGGCGGUGGACCAUCCCGAUGUACGACAGCACAUGCUGUUGGGCCGGGGCAUAGCCUUCACUUUCUUGGGCCAGCCAGAUAAGGCGCUCAAGGACCUCACCAAGGGCACAAAGCACUUCCCACACAUGGUCGAGUUCUGGCGGCGUCGAGCUCAGGUGCUGUCGUCGAUGGGGCGGCGGGCAGAGGCAAUAAGCGACUACACGCAAGCUCUGCAGCUGGAGCCAAACCACUACGAGACGGUGCAAGAAAGAGGAGUGCUGGCCUUCCAGGCGGGUGACUUCUGGACGGCCAUCGAUGAUCUCACAGCCGCACUCAAGCGCCAACCCAAUGAGCCCAUGCUCACCCGUGCUGUGGCGCUGAGUUAUGGAGGGGCGGGCCAGUGGAGGGACACUGUGAACAUACUGGAAGAGGCAGUGAGGCGGCAACCAGGGGUGGCUCUGCUGUGGAAUGAGAAGGGCCGGGCACACAAGGAGCUGGGGGAACCGGAGCAAGCACUGGCUGCACUGCGCAAGGCGCUGGCACUGGAAGAGACAGCAGAGGCAUAUCUACGCUUGGCCGUUCUGCUGCAGAGCAUAGGGGACCACAGGGCCGCCAUCAAAUACGCCCACAAGGGGCUGAAGCUGAAGCCCAUGGACAUCGAGCUCAAUUACGCGGAAGCUUCCUCGCUGCAUGCAGUUGGGGACUACCGUGCUGCUAUAUCUCAGUACAGCCUUAUUCUAACGCUGCCUUCUCAAGCGGCCACCGAGUAUGCGCAGGUCCAGCAGUCCCUCGCCUUCUACCAGAGGGACAUCGCCACUUACACAUGGUCCAAACUCAGCCGCCCUUUCGAUGAUUUCCAAAUUGACCGAGACCUUGACGUCAGUCUCAAGGAGGCAUGGAUUCGACGGCUUCCGCCUGCAGUGCUUCCCCCCACCUACCGCCCCCUUGACCUCCCACCAGGCGCCAAGGGCAAGGGCAAAUCCCCUGCCCUGCCGUCACUAUCUGAGGAGGCUCUGGAUCUAAUAGCAAGGGCGGAUGAGAUUGGGAGGAGGGCGCAUUACUUCAUGGAUGGGUUCAUGCCAAACAAAAGACAGUUUCGCAUGGCAGGGCUGGCGGCUUUGGAUGUGAUGCAGCAGGUUAGAGCAACGUGGGAGGGCAUGGCACGAAAAGAAGAAGCAGCAGGGGUGGAGGAAGCGGGCAAAAACGUGGCAGGAGGAACGGAUGAGAGUGGGGAAGAGGGGCGAAGGGAUGAGGAAGAUGAAUCCGAAGCAAACACGGGAUUGGCGCAAUCCAGACCAAGGGCGAGCAAGAGGGGGAGGCGGAGACGAAGGGCGUUCGCUGACUCAUUCUACAAGCUGACGAGAGCAGAGGGCAGCAAGGGGGAGAAGGGCGCACAGGGCGGACUCAAGGGGCGUUCAGACAAGAAGGGGGGCGGGCGGCUGAUGGCAGGCUGGAGGGACAUGUUCAAUCUGAUCGUGCCGUGGAGGCAGAUGGGCGAGCCCACGGACCUUGUGGCUUGGGUCGACCUGCUAGAGAACGAGAUCGAGAGGGGGUACGGAAGCCUGACUGGCAUUCAGAUUGGCCAGUUGCAGAAUGUCAAGUACUACCCGCUCAGAGACAGAACUCUGGAGGUGGUGAAGCAGCGGCUGCUGGAAUCAGAGGAAGCUUCCAACGCAACGGGCAUGACUCUGAGCUCCAAGAGCGUGCAUGGCCUCAUGGGCGCAUCACUGGGGGACAAGUUCCGCAUUCCGAGAAACAUCUACGGUGAAAGGAUUGAGCAGGCAGGGACUGUGCAGGAGCUCCAUGAGGUGGUGGGCUGCGACUUCUUCAUCAACUCGCAGUGCUUCAGUGAAGCCAUUCCCGGCAAGGCUCUUCUUGGGACGGAGUUCUCCAUUGUGUCAUCCGCUCGGUCGUUUGACUUCGUCAUUCGCACUACAGUGGACAAGCACCGUUGGAAGGACCUGGAUUUGGAGUUAACAGCAGCAUGGGAGGCCCUGUGUGAGUCAGUGCUGGACGCACGGACAGAGGCAGCAGAUCCUCACCUCUACCGCCAGAGGAUUCAGCGCUCCAUCCUCAGGCUGGGGUACUUCUGGUAUCAGUUCAUGCCUCUCACUAGAGGCUCAGCAAUGGUGGGGCUGAUCUCCAUCCUGGGUCUGUCCCUGGCUGCUGACAUGGAGACCACCGCUCUCAUCCCUGAGGGGGUUCAGGUUGAUUGGGAAGCGUUGCUCUCUCCUACAUUUGCAAAGUUUAAUGAUUCUGUGGCGCCGUGGCUAUACGAGCAUGUAAAGCCUGCACCUUGGGACUUGCCUCGUGUGCGUGACGCACUUCCCACAACGCAUCAUGUUGUCAGUGCACUCAGCCAGGGAUAUUGAUUGCCAGAUCUACUGAUAGAAUUUCAAGCGUGUGUAACUUUCAGACUCCCAAAACUGGAAAAUGCGUGUUGGCUAUAAGCUACCAGAAAAAUGUAAGUGGGUGAGACCAGCAUCC